This is a messenger RNA of Camelina sativa (false flax), 1014 nucleotides long. NCBI's taxonomy places the organism in Eukaryota, Viridiplantae, Streptophyta, Magnoliopsida, Brassicales, Brassicaceae. The record is from RefSeq and is a predicted model, not a curated record.
AUGAAUCCCUUGACAGAAGAUCUAUGGGAAAUUAUACUAGCACGAUUACCAAUAAAGAUGAUCAAAUCUUCAAAAUUGGUUUGCAAGCAAUGGAAAUCGAUCGUGGAGUCUCCAUAUUUCCGUGACCUGUUCUUGUCUCUUCACGAAAACUCGCAUUGUUCUUCAUGGUCGCUCAUGUUUAGUUGUUCAACGAGAGAAAUCGUGGCUCAUUACGGAUGUGAUACUUGGGGUCUUCCACGUUCUCUAGGCUUCUACAUCUCUUCUUUCCUAACCAACAAGUUUAAGACUCAAAACGGCAUGCUCAAAGUAUGGGCGUACACGGGCGACGUUGGAUUGAUUUUGAUCAGUGAAAACUAUGUCUGCGCCAAGAACCGAUCCUUGUACGUGGCUAAUCCAAUUUCACAGGAAUGCGUACGAACCCCUUCUCAUGCUCAUCUCAAGGAAUAUUCAUGUCCCUUGGGGAUGGCCACACAAACUGAGAACGGCAUCCUCUUGGGUUACAAAGUUGUUAUGGUCGACUUCACAGCUAAACAUUUUAGUUUGUUGAUAUUUUCGUCUGAGACAGGCUUGUGGAGUCACAAAAUGGUCCAUAAAAAUUUCACUUUGCGCUAUAAUACAACCAUCAGCUUGCCUGAAAAGAUUCACUGGCUCUCCAAAAGUGACCAGGAAGAAAUUGUUGUAUCCAUGGAUCUUUACGUCACAGGCUCUAUUCAAUGCCGUCUUACGCCUUUCCCGGAUUCAGGAAAACAUCCAAGAUUCGUUAGAUAUCUCUUAACUUGUCAAGGAUCUCUCAUGUAUAUGAACAUAGUCUCUGUAACCAAAGUUGAUGGAAGUGUAGAGGAUAAGCUAUGUCUAUGGAGGCUAAAGAGCGGAGAAUGGCAACUAGUAUCUCAAAUCACCCCUACUUUUAUUGAGACCGGUUUCGAGUAUUUUCCCUUGGGAAUAAAUCCUUUUGAUGAUAAAAAAAGUAUACUGUUGGAGCAACAAGGACAAAAACAGGUUGUUAUCUAUUAA